AUGUCUAAAGAAACUAAACAAAAAAAGGAUCAAGAAUUAAUAAUAAUUGAAGAAUUUAAAAAGAAGUCUAAUUAUUCUAUAGGUUAUGAAUUUGAAAAAGAAUUAGCUAAUACAUUAAAUGAUAAUGGAUUCAUUGCAAAUAUAAUUGCUUGUAAACAAGGCGAUUUCGGUAUCGAUAUUAUUGCUACUUAUAAUCAACAAACUAUUUUAAUUCAAGCGAAGAAUAUUGAAAAACCUCUUGGUUCUCCAGAAUUACAAAAAAUUCAAUCAUCAUUUAAUUGUUUUGAAACAGAAGUAUUAGAAAUUAUUGUUUAUAAUAGUGAAAAAUUAACAAACUCUUUAACCAAAAAUGCUAAAAUUUGGUGA
Molecule: messenger RNA, 366 nt
Organism: Dentiscutata erythropus
Lineage: Eukaryota; Fungi; Glomeromycota; Glomeromycetes; Diversisporales; Gigasporaceae
Source: the annotation of a GenBank genome assembly